This is a messenger RNA of Ictidomys tridecemlineatus (thirteen-lined ground squirrel), 3273 nucleotides long. RefSeq names its product nucleoporin 42 (gene Nup42). The record is from RefSeq and is a predicted model, not a curated record. Gene Ontology annotation, molecular function: metal ion binding. Lineage: Eukaryota; Metazoa; Chordata; Mammalia; Rodentia; Sciuridae.
CACAGUAGGGGACCAGUGGCUUUCCGUUGCUUGGCACUCUCUGCUCGCUGACUGGUGUUGACUGAGGACCGCUCCGUCGGCGACGCUGUAGCCAUGACCAUUUGUCAGUUCUUCCUUCAAGGCCGGUGCCGCUUUGGAGACCGGUGCUGGAACGAACAUCCCGGCGCCCGGGGUGCGGGCGGGGGACGGCAACCACCACAGCAGCAGCCCGCAGGUAAUAAUAGGCGUGGAUGGAAUGCCACCAGUCAGAGAUAUUCCAGUGUCAUCCAGCCAUCCAGUUUCUCCAAAUCCACACCAUGGGGGGGCAGCAGAGAUCAAGAAAAGCCAUCUUUUGGUUCUUUUGAUUCUGAAGCUUCAACUAGCAGGAACAGGGGCUUUGGAUUUUCUGAGAACCCAUUUGCUUCACCUAACUCUGAUGAGCAGACAGAUGAAAAGAAACUUCUGGAAGGAAUUGUGAAAGAUAUGGAAGUUUGGAAAUCAUCAGGACAGUGGAUGUUUUCAGUUUAUUCACCAGUGAAAAAGAAACCUAAUAUUUCAGGUUUUACAGACAUUUCACCAGAGGAGUUGAGGCUUGAAUACCAUAACUUCUUAGCCAGCAAUAACUUACAGAGUUAUCUAAAUUCCAUCCAACAGUUAAUAAGUCAGUGGAGUAAUAGGAUAAAUGAACUGAAAAGUCUAACUUCCUCAACGAAAGUAGCUUUGCUCUCUGAUGAUGGAGUAAAUCAAGCAGCACCUACUUUUGGAUUUGGAAGUAGGCCAGCAGGAACAUUUGGAUCACCAGGUUUUCCAGUGAAUAAUAGCAGCAGUGAUAAUGCUCAGAAUUUUAGUUUUAAAACAACCCCUGGAUUUGUCACUGCCUCUUCUGGAAGCCCUUCAGUGUUCGGGAGUCCUCUAACAUUUGGUGCUGUACCCUCUGCCAGUUCAGCCACCUCUACUUCCACUCCAACUUUUGGAUUUGGGAAGCCUGAAAUUACAUCUGCUGUUUCAUUUUCAUUUAAAAGUCCUUCAGCUUCCAGUUUUGGAUCACCUGGAUUUUCAGGAUUUCCAGCUUCCUUGGCAGCGGGUCCUGUUGGAGCUCCAGUGGCCUCAGCCUUUGGAAACACCAGUUCUAUGGCUGGUUUUGGUAGUCCCAGCUCACAUUCUUACACUGCCUUUUCCAAGCCAUCUAAUGACAUCUUUGGAGAUAGCAACAUAUCCACCUCUCUCCCAUUCUCAAAUGUCAUCGUCACCACAGAUAAUGUGUUAUUCACACCCAAGGAUCAAUUAACAGUAGAAGAACUAGAACAAUUUCAGUCUAAGAAAUUUAUCCUGGGAAAAAUUCCAUUAAAGCCACCACCUGUGGAGCUUCUAAAUAUUUAAAAGGGCAAUUUUAAAUACAGAAAAGAACGGCUUUUAAAUAAGAGGUUUUUGUUUCUGUUUUUGCAGUGCUGGAUUUGAACCUGGGGCCUGUGUUUACUAAGCAAGCACUUUUCACUGUGCCAUACUCCCAGCCUUAUAAUGGCUUUUGAACUUGUCUUGAGUGGUUCACAUAAAAGAGCAUACAUACACACACACAGAAACACACACACACACAUUUUUGAGGAAUGUAAGCUUCAAUAAUACUUUAGGGAUUUUAAAGUUUGACAUAUAUCCCAAACUAUAAAUAAGUAAAUACACAACAAGCAAGGGAAUUUGAACAGUGGUGGGAGCAUGAUUAUGAACUGAAAAAAAAUAUGGUACUGAAUAAUCUCAUUCUAUUUCACUUUAUUGUCUCUUACCCUUUAAAGUUGUGUGUGUGUGUGUGCGCGCGCGUGUAUGUGUGUGCCUAGGGAUCAAACCCAAGGCUAGACCUUUUAUCUGUUCAUCCCUCCCUAGGCUUCCAAUUCCUUUUCUCUUACCCUCAGUGGGGUAAGAGAAAAGAGUUCAGAAACAAGACUAGGAUGUUCCAGCUGGAUUGACGUGGCUGCCUUCUUUACUCCAAGCUCCAUUCUUUCAAUUUUGCCUUUCCACUUUUAUCUCCUUUAACAAAGGGAUAAUUGAAAAUCUUCAAAAAGUGAGGGAAUCUUUUUAAGAAGAAUGCUUUAAAGUAUGAGAAAAAUAAUAAUUUAAUAUUUGAAGGGAAAGAAAAAGUCAUUACAGAAGAAACUCAAAAGGUCCAAAACUUCUUUAAUACUCAUGAAGGGCAAAUUAAAAAAAUGCCACAUCAUGUUCAUCCACCUGAUAAAAAGACAACAAAUAUUGGUGAAGGUGUAAUAUUGUAGAAAUUCAUGCUAUUGAUGGAAGUGUAGAUUGUUGCAAAUACUUAAAAAAGAGCAGUCUGGCAGCAUCUAAUAACGUUGAAGGUGUACAACCUCUACAGCUUAGCAGUUCUACUUCUAUGCAAGACCUUCCUCCUCAAAGUGUGGUCCUAGGACUAGCAGCAUCAACACCACAUGGGAAAUUAAUACAUAUAUGCAAAAAGCCAGGUCUCACCCCAAAUUCAAUGAAUCAGAAACUGCUCUUUCGAAAAGACUCAAGUGAUUUGUAUGCACAUGGAUAUAUGAGAAGUUUGUGUACAUAAACAAGGACAUGUAUAAAAAUGUACAUAAUAUUGUUUAUAGCAGCAAAUGAAAUGAAAGCAACAAGAAGUCCCUUCACAGAAUAGCAGAUAAACUGGUAUGAUGGUGGGCUGCAUCUGCAUAGCUCGUGACAAGUAUAAACAACCAAAAUGAGGCAGAUGAGAAUUAUAUGUGUGAUGUAGUAUUUAAAAUUGCAAGUUAUAUUGCUUAUGGAUACAACAUAGGAAUAGAAACAUGGGAAUAAUAGGCUCCAAAUUCAAAAUAGUAUUUACCUUGGUUAGAGUAAGAAAAUGAAUGGGAUCUGAGUGGUAUAGACAGGAAGCUUUAUGUGUGAUAUUUUUAAAAUGUGACUUAAAGCUUUAUAUGACUAUGGUAAAAUUUAACAGUGGAUGACAAGUACAUAGUUACAAUUGUUAUUUCCUGUACUUUUCCAUAUGCCUGAAAUAGGUCCUUAAAUGUUCAAAGAUUUUAGAAAACACAAAAGAAUGCCUUUUUUCACCCUAAAUUGUGUAUUAAGUAACUUUCUGAUUCCUAAAGUGAUCACUGUGAAUUGGCUGGUUUGUCAAAUUUUGUUGAAGUCUGUUGGAUUAAACAUGCCACCCUGAUAAACCUUGUUCAAAUACUGAAGCCCAGAAGCAGAACUGCUCUGGACAACAUUUGAGUAUAGCCAGUUAAAUUUUAGAGUACACAUUCGAGUAUUUGUGAACAAAAUGAAAAUUAUAUCUGAUGAACUGUG